AUGGAUCUGAUACAUAGUAAAGCAUUUUUAAGCCCUCUAAAGGGGUUCCUGGUUUUGCCAUCCUCAACCCAAGAAGAAAGAAGUGACACCAUGAAUUGCAAUUUAGAUGACCUUCCACGUUUGUAUGUCAUUGGCAAUAUACAAAAUGUGAAUAGAAAAAUCUCUCAUUUAGAACUGGGAUUGAGAAGAUAUGACAAUAGUGAUGUAGUGAUUGAGGAUAUGAUGCUGAGGAAAUAUGCAGAAAUGAAGGGUUCUAGAAAAGGACGACGUAUAAGCAAGGGGAAAGAGAAGGAUCAGGUGGUGAUUCAAAAGCCUGGAAGGCAUGGUUCAGACAUAGAUACUGUAAGAAAUCAGAGCAAAGUAACUCAGAAAAAGAUGGUCACAGAAAAGAAUAAACUUGUAGAAUUGUAUCAUUACCCAGGAUAUCAUAAGGAGGAACUGACACCACUGCCCAAUGGAAUAGAGCUGGAUGAAAUUUUGGAGAAAGUGAUUCGUGCUCAGAGUAAAACUGUAGUUGGGAAGACACAGUGGGCUGUGAAAAUGCUACACAGGUUUCUUGAUGCUCCAUGCACCCGAGCUGUUUUGCUGGAUAGUUUCUGGUGGCAGUUCCUACACCUGUAUCAUCCUAAUCGAGAAAUACAGGGGCAUUUGUUUGAACGUAUUGCAGAAAAUUAUGCCUGCAUUCUGUUACGGUAUCACAAGGUUUCCAACCAGGAAUGCAUCCUCAAAUUUUUUCCAUCACUACUGAGUCAAGCUGUGUACAUCUGCUUCUGCUCCUGUUUCCCGAGGUCCUGGUUUAAUACCUCUGAAUUCAAGGCCCAGCUCUGUGAUGUAUUCUUCGAGUGGCUGGGAGGUACACUGCAUGAACCAAGAAGUUUCAAUAAAUGGGAUUACUCCCAGCUGGAACCAGAACGAUCCAGGAGAGAAGAUUUGAUGUCAGGAAAGAAAAAAUUAGGGACUGGCACUGGUGUUCCCUUUGAGAGCUACAAGCAAUAUACUUCUAUGGGAAAGGCCCACGUUCAGAAGCAGACUCUUUCAAGAAAAGAAUUUAACAGAUCCAUUAAAAAAGCCAAGAAAACUGCAUCUGGGAAAAAAGAUCAAAAGCAGCUUUCCAAAAAAGUUAGCAGAUUGAAAAGUGAAGAAAUAAAGCAUGCUGCAUCAAGUAGUGACCAGCUUAAAGAGGAUAGCGAGAAGGAUGCAUGGAGCAGAUACCAAUAUUUAUCCAAAAAGAAACUAAAGAUAGCUUUGCUUCCUCGAGAGUCACACUCAGCUUGCUGUGGUCCUGAGUUUACGUGGCAUCGCUUCAAUAUUAGUGGUCAUAGCCCUCUAAUUCAACAUUUCUUCCAGAAACAUGGUGCUGAAUCAAAAUCGGGAUGUGACAUCUUUCUUUCUAGGAGGGAGAUAAGCAAACCAAUACCUGAUUCUGCCCAAACAUAUGCAGAAGUAAUCAAGGAAGGUUUUCAUAUCCUCCACCAGAGGCACAAAGCCUUCAGAAAACGUUAUUGGCAACAAUACAGAGCAAUGAGGAAUUUUGAGGAACAGAACAAGUAUAACCAGGAACUUCACAGACAAGCUAUACUAGAAGAAAUGAAGAAGAGAAAGGCACAAAAACAGAAAGAAUUGCUUUCUUUCAGGGAUGGGCAGACUAGUUUAGAACCUUCAUCCAGGCUUUCAAAAGAUUCAUCUGGGAAACACUAUAGUUAACUUUGAUGUCUCCUUUUGAAUUGAACAAGGAUUAAAUUCACUGGAAGCAUGUUACAGAAUGACAAUUUAAAUAAAAUUAGUGAACCUCGGUUUGGUACUAAAUGUAAAUGCAUUGCUAAUAGACACAAAUGAGUGCUGCUACAUUAAAGGAGAAGCAUAAGAUUGUUUGAGAACACUACUGGAUAUAGUUUCUUUUAUUACUUCUGAAUAUGGCAUGUAUAAUUCUUUCCCAUUAUAUUUCAUUUUGUUGUUUCUGUUAUCAUUCUUUUUCCAGUUUAAGAAUAUAUUGACUCUAAAUU
Candoia aspera is the source of this 2003-nucleotide messenger RNA. RefSeq names its product family with sequence similarity 227 member A (gene FAM227A). NCBI's taxonomy places the organism in Eukaryota, Metazoa, Chordata, Lepidosauria, Squamata, Candoiidae. The record is from RefSeq and is a predicted model, not a curated record. The transcript is spliced from 15 exons. Bases 1 to 1704 code for a protein of 567 amino acids.